This is a messenger RNA of Pseudozyma hubeiensis SY62, 483 nucleotides long. RefSeq names its product GIN4 kinase Cdr1. The record is from RefSeq and is a predicted model, not a curated record. The transcript has 2 exons. Bases 1 to 483 code for a protein of 160 amino acids. NCBI's taxonomy places the organism in Eukaryota, Fungi, Basidiomycota, Ustilaginomycetes, Ustilaginales, Ustilaginaceae.
AUGGACGACGCAAGGCGAGCAAAUAGAAGAGGACAGAGGAAGAAGAAUGACUUAGAUAGAAGGGUGAAACCAAUCGACGAUAGCCGAGCCGAUGCGGGCUUUCGGAAAGAUUCAGGCAGCCAAAGAAGACGCGGAAUACAAUUCGCUGCCCGAUCACAAUCGAGCCCGAGUCUGGCAAGCUGCGAGCGAGCCAGCGCACCGACCAAUUCGCAGUCGCGGUCGCCUGCAAUUCGCGAGCCUGUCGAGCUGGAAGCUUGGCUCGAUUUCCAACACUCAACACUUGAUUUCCAGCACAGACAGCACACGGAGCGAAACACACACGCAGAGCAACAGCGCUGCAGCAGGGCAAGAGAUUCCGAGACGCGAGCCAUACCUUCUCAUCGACCUUGCCAAUCAUCGCACCCGUCCUCCCUUCUCCAUCACUUCACCGCUCGCAACGACAUUGCAGCUCACCGACUGGCACGUAGUCUCCGCUUCUGCUAG